CUUGCUGGGACAGGGACGUUGCGACUGCUCAGCUAUCACCACCCAGCACACCCUGCCCGCCAUGGCCAAGAACCAGCUCGUCGACUCGAGCGACGACGACGACCACCUCGACACGGAGGCCGACCUCUCGUUCAAGGUCAACGACGCCUUUGCCGAGAAGUACGACCUCAAGAAGCGUGGAGAGGAGCUGUCCAAGCUCCAGGACAAGUACGGCAAGGACUUCCAGCUCGGCGACGACGACGACGAGGACGACGAGACCGACUACUCGACCGACGACGAAGACGCCGAGCUCGUCACGCCCGAGGUCGAUGCCGCCAUCCUCCGCACCCUCGCCAAGAUCCGCGCAAAGGACCCGAGCGUGUACGAGGACGGCCGCAACGUGUUUGACGAGGAAGAAGCCGCAACCGCCGCCGCUCGCGGGUCCGGCAAGGGCUCGUCGUCGCGCACCAAGACCUCGUCCUCGUCGUCCAAGCCCGUCCUCCUCAAGGACUACCAGCGCGCGCGCCUCCUCGCCAACCCCGAGGGCGACGAGGCUCUCGACGACGCUGCCGACGGCGUGCCGCGCACCCACGCCGAGGAGCAGCGCGCCCUCAAGCGCGAGAUCACGGCCGCGUUCCACGCCGGGUCGGACGACGACGACGACGACGACGAGGCGGGCGGUGACGGCAGCGAGGACGACGACGGCCUGUUCCGCCCGAGGGAGAAGGACGACGACGAGCGUUUGAGGGAGGAGCGCGAGUACGAGAAGUUCCUCGAGACGGCCGUCGGAAAGAAGGCCGUCAAGCAGGCGCUCGGCGACGACAAGGAGGAGGCUUUCCUGCGCAGCUACAUCAUGAACCGCGGCUGGAUCGACCGCGAGAACGACUCGUCGCACAUCCCGUCCUACGACGAGGUCGUCGGCAACCCCAAGGCGUCGUCGUCGACCAAGAAGGGCAAGGCGCGCGCGGCCGACGGCGAGGACGAGUUCGACGCCGACGGUCACCUCCUCAACCCGGCGGCGCACGACGACGACGACGACGAGCUCGACGACGUCGCCGAGGAGUUCGAGCACAAGUACAACUUCCGCUUCGAGGAGAACGGUGGCGCCGACCUCGUCACGCACGCCCGUGACGCCGCCUCGUCCGUCCGCAAGCCCACGACGGCCGUCUCGGCGCGAGCACGUGCGCGCGAGGCGGCCAAGCAGCGCAAGGAGGAGGAGGCGCUCCAGCGCAAGGAGGAGCUGCGCCGGCUCAAGGCGCUCAAGCGCAAGGAGGUCGAGGACAAGCUCCAGCAGCUCGCCGAGGCGGCCGGCGCGGGCACCAAGGGCCUCGACGAGAUCGACCUCGAGGGCGAGUGGGACGAGGCCAAGCACGAGGAGGCGAUGCGCAAGGUGUACGGCGCCGACUACGAGGACCUCGAGGACGACGGCUUCAAGCCGACUUGGGACGACGACAUCGACAUUGGCGACAUCGGCGGCUCGGACGAGGACGAGGACGACGCCGCGCUCCACUUGCCGUUCGAGCCUGUCGCGUCGACCUCUGCGCUGCCUGCCGGCGACGGCGACGACCUCGAGAUGGACGUCGACGGCGACGAGGCGCCCAAGCUGAGCAAGAAGGAGCGCAAGCAGGCCAAGAAGGACAAGAAGGCCAAACGCGACGAGGAGGGCCUCCCGACCGAGCUCGUCGAGGCCGUCAAGUCGACGGGCGACGCCGACAAGGUGCAGGCGGUCGACCGCCUCGUCGACGAGUACUACGCGCUCGACUACGAGGACAAGGUCGGCGACCUGCGCACCCGGUUCAAGUACGCCAAGGUGCCCGCCUCGUCGUUCAACCUCACGCCAGAGGAGAUCCUGCUCGCGACCGACGCCGAGCUCAACGCCUUCAUGUCGCUCAAGAAGCUGGCGCCGUACCGCCAGGACAGCGCGUCGUGGCAGGCCAAGCAGGCGCAGAAGCAGCGCAAGCAUCUCAAGGAGCUGCGCGACACGCUCAAGACGCGCAAGUGGGGCGACGAGGUCGACGAGGAGCAGGCGGCGCGCGCGCUCGAGAAGCGUCGCGACAAGAAGCGGCGGUACCGCGAGAACGCCGAGAAGCGGGCCGCCGAGGCGGGCUCUGCUGGCGGCGGCGAGGGCGCAGGCGGCGGCGAGGGCGCAGGUGGACGAGGCGAGGACGGCGAGCCGCCGAAGAAGAAGAAGCGGGCGGGCAAGUCGGAGCGCAAGCGGCUGCAGAAGGAGAGGGGCGCGGGCGAGGCCGGAGCGCAGGAGUAGAACCCCUCUCUUGUGCGUCGGCGAUGCACUGCAGCGUCGUCUCAUGCCUUCAG
This is a messenger RNA of Rhodotorula graminis WP1, 2295 nucleotides long. RefSeq lists its product as uncharacterized. NCBI's taxonomy places the organism in Eukaryota, Fungi, Basidiomycota, Microbotryomycetes, Sporidiobolales, Sporidiobolaceae. Gene Ontology annotation, biological process: endonucleolytic cleavage in ITS1 to separate SSU-rRNA from 5.8S rRNA and LSU-rRNA from tricistronic rRNA transcript (SSU-rRNA, 5.8S rRNA, LSU-rRNA). The coding region runs from base 62 to 2242 and encodes 726 amino acids. Gene Ontology annotation, cellular component: nucleolus; 90S preribosome. The record is from RefSeq and is a predicted model, not a curated record. The transcript has 6 exons.